UAUGAUAUUAGUUUUUAUUGUGACAGCUGUAUUUUUGAUUAUAAUUUAUCAAAGUUGUAGAAAAGUAUUUGCAUUAAAAAUGCAAUCAGACGAUGCUAGAUAUUUAAAAAAAAAAAUUAAAUCUGGUGCUAUUGAUGUACAUCCGACCGAAAAAGCUUUAGUUGUUAAUUAUGAAUUAGAAGCUGUUAUUUUAGGUGAAUUGGGUGAUCCGAUGCAUGGUGAUAAACGGGAGUGUCAGAAAAUUAUCAGAUUAAAAAAUUUAAAUUCUAAGACAGAUUGUGCUGCAUUAGCAAAAGAUGUUAUCGAUAAAUGUAGUAUUAUUCAUCCGUCAAAAAUUGAUGAAGUUGAACGUUUGAUAUAUUAUUUAAAAACACGUAAAAAUGACGGCAAACAUUUAGGUGGUGAUUAUUUAAAUUCAAGACCAACCAGUUCACUAAACAAUUCAAAUAACGCACCAACAAUUAAUAAUAUUGACGAAUAUGUGGAUUUAUUAUAUGAAGAUAUAUCACAAAAACUAAAAGGAUCAUUACGUAUUUUAGAAAUAGCUAAAAAUCCAGAUAAUUUAGAAGAGUUAUCACGAAAUGAAGCCGCAAUCAGUGCACUUACACGUGUCUUACGUGAGGAAUGGCGUAAGAGUAUAGAUCUUAGCAUAAAUAUUGCUUGCACAUUAUUCUUUUUUUCUAAUUAUGAAGAUUUUCAUUCUGUUAUAAUUGAAUAUAAGAUUGGAUCAUUAUGUAUGUACAUAAUCGAACAAGAAUUACAAAGGUACGAACAUUGGCAAGAAGAAUUAGAAAAUUUAGCACAAGACAAAGAUAUAAUGACAACAAGCGCAACAGAAAUAAAAAAAUCAAAAAUACCAGCACCAAUGAAUCGUCCACGUAGUGGUUUAUGGUCAAUAAAUGAUCCAUUAACACAACGUGCAAAGACCGCAAGUCUAUCACAAAGUUCACGUGAGAAUAGUAUAGAUGAUUUAAAUGAAUUAAGUAACAAAGUUAAUGAUACAGAAAAAACUAAAAAACAAUUAACAUUAUUAAUGAAAAAACAAGAACAAUUAUUACGUGUUUUAUUUUAUCUUUUAUUAAAUAUUGCUGAAGAUAUUAAAAUUGAAGAGAAAAUGGCAAAGAAAAAUAUUGUUGAAAUGUUAGUAAAAACAUUAGAUCGUGAAAAUAUUGAAUUGUUAACAUUAUGUGUAACAUUCUUAAAAAAAUUAUCAAUACGUGGCUGUAAUAAAGAUGAAAUGGAUCGUUUAAAUUGUAUUGCGAAAUUAUCGAAAUUAUUGAAUUAUCAGGAUGCUGAAUUAGUGCAUGUUACAUUAAAAUUAUUAUUUAAUUUAACAUUUGAUAAGAAAAUACGUGCUAAAAUGCUACAUCAAAAUAUCGUUCCACAACUUGUUAAUUUAUUACGUGAUGAUAAACAUCAAAAUAUUGUAUUAAAAUUAUUAUACCAAUUUAGUCGAGAUCGUCGUACUAGAUCAGGAUUUACAUACACCGAAUGUGUUCAUCUUGUUACAGAUAUGGUUAUAUUAUCUCGAAACUCAACUGUGGAUAUUGAAUUAAUUGCAUUAUGUAUUAAUUUAUCAAAAGAUGAAGAGAAUGUUGAACAAUUAGUGGAUAAAAAUUUGGUUCCAGAUCUGUUAUGGCGUGCUUUAUUACAUAAAGAUCCGUUACUUAUGAAAAUGUUACGAAAUAUUUCUAAACAUUCCUUUGCUAAAGACAGCUUUUUGGAUUAUGUGGAAAAAAUUGCAGCAUGUAUUGAAGAACAAUAUUUUUCAAAUAUUGAUUUUGCAAUUGAAUCAAUUGGAAUUUUAGGUAACUUAAAUUUACCCGACAUUAAUUACGAACAAAUUUUUGUGAAAUAUAAUUUAAUUCCUUUUAUUAAAAAUGUUUUAAAAACCGCUGAAGAUGACAUAAUUUUAGACAUAAUCGUAAUGUUAGGCACUGCAAUACAAGUUGACAUCAAAUGUGCAGAACUUGUAUGUUGUCAAGAUUUAUUGACGCAAAUUGUUGAUCUUCUAAAUGCAAAACAAGUUGACGAUGAAAUUGUUCUACAAAUUGUUUAUGUAUUUUAUCAAAUACUUGCUUACGAACAAUGGCGUCCAUUUUUAAUCAAAGAAACAGAUGCUGUAGCAUAUUUAAUAGAUUUAAUGCGUGAUAAAAAUAAAAUUGUACGAAAAUGGUGCAAUUAUUGUUUAGAUUUAAUUGCAUUAUCAGAUCAAGAAUGGGCCUCACGCAUUAAAGUUGAGAAAUUCCGUGCACAUAAUUCUGAAUGGUUGGAUAUGGUUGAAAAUCAUGAUGUAGAUGCAAUGGACUUUGAAGAACCAGAUGAUGAUCUUCCACCAUUUAUUGAUGCUGAUUUUAUGAAUAAUGUUGAAUUAGGUCCAACUGGACAACGUAUUGCCUUAGAUUUGGAUAUCUUUAACACAGACAAUAAAGAUGAAAGUGGAGAAGACAAUAAGUCACCGAACAAUGAUGAAAAGAAAGAAUUCAUUCCAUACGCAACUGUCGAUACAUCUGUUUAAGCUUUGGAACCAAAUUGAUAAAAUUUUAGUCUUUUCUAAGUCAUUAAAAUAUAUUGAGAAUUAUU
Molecule: messenger RNA, 2583 nt
Organism: Chrysoperla carnea
Lineage: Eukaryota; Metazoa; Arthropoda; Insecta; Neuroptera; Chrysopidae
Product: kinesin-associated protein 3-like
Exons: 12
Coding region: 80-2518 (812 amino acids)
Biological process (GO): cilium organization; microtubule-based movement
Cellular component (GO): axoneme; ciliary transition zone; kinesin II complex
Molecular function (GO): kinesin binding
Source: RefSeq, a predicted model, not a curated record